Messenger RNA from Closterium sp. NIES-67, 446 nucleotides. Lineage: Eukaryota; Viridiplantae; Streptophyta; Zygnematophyceae; Desmidiales; Closteriaceae. The record is from the annotation of a GenBank genome assembly.
UGAGAAGACUGAGGGAGGAGUGCUGGGCCUUGAGGGCAGCUAAGGACGAGGGGGAGCGGGCCAUGGCACAGGCGCUGGCUGAACAUGCGGAGAUGGUGGAGGAGGUGGGGAGGAUGGAGGGGGAGAUCAUGAGGCUGCGGGCUGAAGAGAGGGAGAAAGCAGCAGAACUGGGUCUUCAGAACGGAUGGCUGAGGGAGUGGCAGAGGGGGGAGCAGAGGGAGCAGAGGGAGCAGAGGGAGCAGAGGGAGCAGAGGGAGCAGAGGAGGAGCAGAGGGAGCAGAGGGAGGAGCAGAGGGAGCAGAGGGAGGAGCAGAGGGAGCAGAGGGAGGAGCAGAGGGAGCAGAGGGAGCAGAGGGAGGAGCAAAGGGAGCAGCAGAGGGAGGAGGGAACCACUGUUGCUGGAAGCCAAGAGGAGCAAACACGUGGGGCUGGCCUGGCAGUAGCGG